AUGAAGCUCAACGUGGCCUUGUUUUUCGCAGGCCUUUUUGGCGCCUUGGCUGCGGUCUUUAUCUUACUCUCUUUCGGGACGGACUAUUGGCUCAUGGCGUCCGAGAGCUGCAAACCUGACGGAUCGGCAAGCACAUCAGGCGGUGUCGCUGUUGAGCGAGGCGAUGGUGUGACACCGACGGACCAAAGUGAUGUGACUCUUUACCACGAGGGUUUUUUCUGGAGGUGUUCAUUUGGAGCGAACGCAGAGGACAACGAUCUGAUCUGGAGGUUCUGGUUCACCAAUCAACCGUCCUCUAAAGUUUGUACGCACGCCUAUCUCUUCCCCUUCCCUGUGUCUCAGCAAAGCCACAAUGCCACGCAGUAUGACUCUGCCAUCAUCUACAGAGGCUUCUGGAGUGUGUUCAUGCUGGUUGGAGUAGCAGCAGUGAUAGUUGGAGGCUUCAUCAUCAUCUGUGCUGCGCCCUUCGCCAGCCACUGUUUGUAUAAAACAGGAGGCAGUCUUCUUCUGAUAGCAGGCUUCUUCCUCCUGUGUGUGGUGGUGAUGUUUGUGCUGUGGCUGGAGGUCCUGGAUGUGGUCAGUGUUUACGUGGAGUUCCAGCGCAGCACACUGUGUCCCAGCUUCGCCCUCUCCAUCGACUACGGCCUGUCCUUCAUGUUUGCUCCCAUCGGGGUUUUCUUCUGCUUCCUGUCGGGGCUGCUCUUCCUGCUGAUCGGCCGGACGAUACAGAUUCACUUCCACUGA
Messenger RNA from Knipowitschia caucasica, 744 nucleotides. The record is from the annotation of a GenBank genome assembly. NCBI's taxonomy places the organism in Eukaryota, Metazoa, Chordata, Actinopteri, Gobiiformes, Gobiidae.